GUUGGUGCAAGCUUUUUUGUUAUAAUUCUAUUGAAAAUUGUGAUAAAUUAGAGUAUUUUGUGGAGUUUCUCGCUUCCUUGCCGGUGACUAUGAAUGUAUCGAUCGAGAGGAAACGCACGGAUUGUGCCGCCCUGCCCAAGGGUUGGCAGCGAGAGGAAGUUCUGCGGAAGUCCGGCCUCUCUGCUGGGAAGGUGGAUGUUUACUACUACAGCCCGACGGGUAAGAAAAUCGAAAGUAAACCCCAGCUGGCCCGAGCCCUCGGUGACACGAUCGACCUGUCCACGUUCGACUACCAAGCCGGGCGGGUCGUUCCGAGUGCAACCCACAUGAUGCUUCAACAUAAUGCCCUCAAACGGAAGCUCAGCGUUACGCCGCCAACCGGAUCGUCCAGCAGCAGCAGCAAUCCAGCACCGGCUGGGCCCAAUCUACCACCACCGGUUCCGAUAUACAACCAGCUACCGUCGGCAGGAAGGCCCCAACAUCAUCAUCACCAUCAUCAUCAUCAGCAGUUCGAUUACAGUCGAGGAAUGCGAGCGGACACUUCCCUCAUACCACCGAUCCGGCAAACGGCUUCCAUUUUCAAACAACCGGUGACGGUUGUAAGAUCGCAGGAGGGCGACAGCAAGGUCAAACGAGAACUACAGCACGGUUCCCAGGUGAAACCGAAGCAGUUAUUUUGGGAAAAGCGCUUGGAGAAUCUUCGCGCCAACAAUACGUUCAACGAGGAGAUCGGCGCACUGGAGCUUCCAAAGCGGCUGAAAUCCGUGGGACCGGCUGUGAACGAGGCCACCGUCCUGCAGUCGCUGGCCACGGCUCUGCACAACAACACGCAUCCGGUGACGGGUCAAACCGCGUCCAAAACGUCCCUCAACACCAACGCCGGGGUUUUUCUCAACCCGGACCAACCGCUGAUGCACGUGACAACGGUGACCGAAGAUGACAUCAAGCGACAGGAGGAGCGGGUCCAGUUUGCGCGGCUGAGGCUGCAGGAUGCGCUGCGUGCUUAGUUAGGAUCAGAGGUAAUCUCGGUGUGGUAAAUUAUUCCCUUAGGUGUAACGCGCUUUUCUACUACGUAUGGAGUGAACAUUUUCAACUUAUUUCCGUGCAUGGAUGUGUGAAAGAAUAAAUCUCAACCUUUUAGUGAUAA
Molecule: messenger RNA, 1147 nt
Organism: Ochlerotatus camptorhynchus
Lineage: Eukaryota; Metazoa; Arthropoda; Insecta; Diptera; Culicidae
Gene: MBD-like
Product: methyl-CpG-binding domain protein 2
Exons: 4
Coding region: 90-1007 (305 amino acids)
Biological process (GO): negative regulation of transcription by RNA polymerase II; DNA methylation-dependent constitutive heterochromatin formation
Cellular component (GO): nucleus
Molecular function (GO): methyl-CpG binding
Source: RefSeq, a predicted model, not a curated record